AUGACGCCAUCAACCAAAGAGACAGAACAAGUGCUCGUCACAACAACACCUGAGGGUAUUACAACCAUCACCCUCAACCGGCCCCACAGACGUAAUGCCGUCGAUGGACCUACCGCACAGAAGCUCUGGCUAGCGUUUCUGGCCUUUGAGAAUGAUUCCACUCAGAAAGUCUGCGUAUUCAGUGGCAACGGCGGAACAUUUUGCGCCGGCUUCGACUUGCAAGAAUUUGCAAAGCUCGCUGACCGUAGUUCGCAAUACAGCGGGCCCAAUAUCGCGGAACGCGUCAGCGGCCGAAACCUUGGCCCCUGCGGCCCAACGCGGCUGAUGAUCAAGAAGCCUGUAAUUUGCGCAGUCUCGGGCUAUGCCGUGGCUGGUGGCCUUGAGCUAAGUCUGCUCGGAGACAUUCGAGUCGCCGAAGAGGGGUCUGUGUUUGGCCUUUUCUCGAGACGAUUUGGCGUUCCUAUGAUUGAUGCUGGGUCAAUUCGUCUUCCAUCUAUCGUUGGCCUGGGGAGGGCGUUGGAUAUUGUGCUUACUGGCCGCCCGGUUACCGCACAAGAGGCACUUUCCAUGGGUCUCGCCAACCGCGUCGUUCCCAGGGGCAAAGCGUUGGACGAAGCAAUGUCUAUUGCCAAGGAUCUCAUCAAGUAUCCUCAAGGGUGCCUGAAUGCUGAUCGAUAUAGUUGCUACUACGCGGCAUGGGACUCGAAUUCUUUUGAGGAUGCACUAAGCCAGGAGUUUAACAACGGCAUCAAGGUUAUCAAGUCUGAGAGUAUUGAUGGAGCUUUGAGGUUCAGUGCUGGUGAAGGGAGACAUGGUGCUUUUAACAAAUCUAAAUUGUAA
Messenger RNA from Fusarium sp. VM40, 840 nucleotides. The record is from the annotation of a GenBank genome assembly. NCBI's taxonomy places the organism in Eukaryota, Fungi, Ascomycota, Sordariomycetes, Hypocreales, Nectriaceae.